Messenger RNA from Cercopithifilaria johnstoni, 1431 nucleotides. The record is from the annotation of a GenBank genome assembly. NCBI's taxonomy places the organism in Eukaryota, Metazoa, Nematoda, Chromadorea, Rhabditida, Onchocercidae.
AUGUUGCAAGACCAGUUUAUGCGCAGCUCGUUGAUUCAUUCCAGAGAGCGAUUGAAAUCCAAGCGUCAGCCUCAUUUGCUGAGCAGGACGUUGAUGACGAUGGAGGACAUGAACGCGUGCACUCAGUGCGGCUUUAUGACAAAUAAUUUUACUGAUUUCAAGGAGCACAUUGAACAGCAUGAAAGUGAACGACACCAUACUACGACGAAUACUAGUAGUCGGCAGGAAUGGAACGAGGAUUUGGACGAGUUGUCUUCGACGCCGAACCUGUCAUCCCCCGAGCAGUUCUCUCCGACGGCCGCCUCUUCACCACCAGCCUCCGGUAAUAAUAAUACCUUCAAAACAGCAACCACAACCACCAAUAGUAGCAGUAGCAAAACCAUGCACGUUUGUCCUCACUGCAAUUUUGAAACCUGCAUGUCGCAACACAUGAAGAGUCAUUUGGAUGCACAUGAACGCCAUCAAGGACAAAUGUAUCAGUGUGAUAUUUGCCAUAUGCAGUUCAGCCAGAAGGCUAACAUGCAUCGUCAUCGGAUGCGGCAUACAGGCGUUAAACCAUAUCAGUGUCGGUACUGCCUAAAAAAAUUUUUUCGGAAAGAUCAGAUGCAAGAACACUCGAUGACCCAUAUAAAAACCGGAGCUGAUUUUGAUUGUCCAGUUGCCCUCUGUGAUAAGCAAUUCAGUCAACACGCAAGCUUACGAACACAUCUAGAUGAAGCGCAUGCUAUCGCACCAUCAACCCCUGCAUCAUGUAAACGAUGCUCACUAUUGUUUGCGAACUCACGGCGACUUCUGUUACACUAUCAAACAAAACAUGAUGAGGGCGAUACAUCGAAUAUUGUUGUAACGUCUCCAGUGAAACCUAAAUCUGAGAAUAGUGCAAAGGAUAUGUAUACGCUUACGUCACCAAUAUCUAAGAAACAACGGCGGACAAAUGCGCAAACUAUCGUUGCCGCAAUUCAGGAACAAUUGAAAUUUAUUAAACAGGAGUCCAUGAAACCGUCCAUUAAUGAAGAUAUGUCUCGAUGUAUGGAUUACGAACAGACUGGAUAUGGUAUGACAAAUGAAGAAUGGUUAUUGUCUCUGUCAAAUCUCAACACUCCAGCGCUUAUUACGGACAUAAAACCGGAAACCGCGCUGCAACAAUUAUGGACUCGAACGAGUAAUGCUGGCAGUGAAAAUACGGAAGAUCAAUCUCAUUCUCCUUCAGUUGAUAGUGGAAGUAGUAGUGCUACCGAUGGUGAAAGCGGAGACAAGGAGCAACAGGAAUGUAUGCAUUGUGGGAUGAUUUUUAUGGAUCAAACAUUGUAUCUUUUGCAUAAAGGAUUGCAUUCCGAUUCUGACCCAUGGAAGUGUAACUUAUGUGGUCAUGGUUGUGGCGAUAAGUAUAUGUUCACAACACAUGUUAUCAGUUCCGAUCAUAGUUGCUAA